Molecule: messenger RNA, 1430 nt
Organism: Ctenocephalides felis (cat flea)
Lineage: Eukaryota; Metazoa; Arthropoda; Insecta; Siphonaptera; Pulicidae
Product: nose resistant to fluoxetine protein 6-like
Exons: 9
Coding region: 27-1430 (467 amino acids)
Molecular function (GO): acyltransferase activity, transferring groups other than amino-acyl groups
Source: RefSeq, a predicted model, not a curated record
UGUCCAGCACGUUGUACGACUUAUUGAUGGAUUCUUCAAGAAAAAAACCCUUACUGACUGCAUUUUCUGUAUAUACAAAUGCAAAUCGUUUAUUAACUAUCCAUCCACCAAAUAAAUCAGCUGAUGAAAUAAGUUGUGUCCAUGGAAUCCGAGCUUUGAGUAUCUUCUGGGUUGUUUUGGGGCACCGAUUUAGUGUUGCUAUAAUGGGACCCACCAUGAAUACUACUUAUGUAUUUACCAAGUGGGUUCAAAAUAUAGGUAGCACAUAUCUUACAGGUGCUACAGUAUCUGUGGACACAUUUUUCGUUAUGAGUGGAAUGCUUCUCACAUUUAUAUUUUUGAAGCAAAUGAGAACAUCUACUGAUUUUAAACCUGCCAUGUUUUAUUUGCAUCGAUUUCUACGUCUCACUCCGGCCCUGGCGGCCGUUGUUCUUUUUGAGGCAACUUUGUUAAUAAGAAUGCGAGAUGGUCCAUUGUGGGAAACUAAUUUGAAAGCAUUGAAAAGUACUUGUGAAAAAGCUUGGUGGCAAACAUUAUUGUAUAUACAGAAUUAUUAUAACCCUGAUGGCAUCUGUGUUGGCCAAUCCUGGUACUUAGCUGUGGACACCCAACUUUUCUGGAUGUCACCAUUCAUACUUCUACCUUUAUGGAAAUGGCCCAAAAAAACCCUAAUGGCAAUAGUUACGUUGAUAUUCACAUCAGUCAUAAUCAUAGCAAUAAUUUCGUACAUAGAUGAAUAUCCUGGAGGUAUAAUGGAUCCGAGAGACCCUUUCAUGCUGAAUAUGAAAUAUAUAUACAUGCCGACACAUACGAGAUAUGGGCCUUGGUUGGUUGGUGUUUUACUCGGGUACUUUUUGCAUAGAACUAAGGAAGUUAGGCUUGAUAUGAAUAAGUAUGUAGUUGGAUUCACGUGGGCAGCUGUAUUAGCAACAUUGCUUGCUGUAGUAUUAGGUGCACAUCCCUUCUAUAAAUUAGAUGGAAGUUCUACUUUGAGCCAAAAUGUGGCAUUUCUUUCCUUGCACAGAUUGGCUUGGGGAAUCUGUAUUGCUUGGAUAGUGUUUGCUUGCAAAAAUGGAUAUGGAGGUCCUAUCAACUGGUUCCUAUCACUAGGAUUUUGGCAACCGAUAAGCAGACUAUCAUAUUCCCUAUAUCUUGUGCAUAUGGAUGUUCAAAUGAUCAUAUGGAUGGCUACAAGAACUAAUUUAAACUUUUCGGAUGCAGACUUGUUUAUAAUUUUUGCAAGUGAUAUAACUUUAGGAUUGGCAGUUGCCUUGGUUUGGUCAUUGACGUUCGAAUCGCCAAUAUUGAUUUUAGAGAAACAAUUAUUAGGCAGAGGCGGAAAAAGAGAAGCAGUGCAAACGCGCCAUGUCGAAAAUGGUUAUGAAAAUUCUGUUUAUAGUAACAAAGAUCAAAGAGCUAUAUUUAGUUGA